Messenger RNA from Malania oleifera, 1083 nucleotides. RefSeq lists its product as uncharacterized. Bases 74 to 805 code for a protein of 243 amino acids. The record is from RefSeq and is a predicted model, not a curated record. NCBI's taxonomy places the organism in Eukaryota, Viridiplantae, Streptophyta, Magnoliopsida, Santalales, Ximeniaceae. The transcript has a single exon.
UGCCUUCGUGUUUGCUGAAAACUUCUCACAGCCUCAAUCACUGAAACUUCCCAAGCGCCGCCGCAUAGCCCCCAUGGUCGCGCCGUUAGGCCCGGGCAAAUUCUACGGCAGCAGCCUCCCCAGGCCCCGCCUCUACGACGACGUCAAGCUCAACGACGAGCGCGUUGACCCUCCGCUGCCGGUCUUGGAUCCCUUUCUUUCCUGGGCCAACCAAGCCCACUGGUCCAUGGGCGGUCUCAGCUUCACGCGCCACCGCCUCCAAGGCCGCAUCGAGGGUAACAUCAAGAAGCUCCGCGCCCAGCGCGAUGAGAUCACCAAGAGUAGAACGCCUACCGCCGAGGAUUCUGUCCCGCGCAAGAAGGCCGCGUCCGAUCUGACUCCAUCGGCCCCAGUGGCGGUGAAGAAGCGCCGGUUUAUGGCUCUGAUCGAUGACGACGACGAUGAGGUGGAAGACGGAGACGCAACGGCAGGUGGCGGUGGAAGCCGGGUUGGCGUGCGGCAGGGCGUGGCGAGGAAGCUUGAAGAACAUUUCGAUCAGGUGGCUACGGAAAGACAAGCAAAGAAAGGCAAGGAGAAUCCCUUGAAGAAAGAUGGGUCCGAGUCGGUGGCUUCGAGGACACGUAGCCGGGGAUCUGUGAAGGAAGAAGAGAGUCUCAGUGCUCCUGUUUUGGAGGCAGAGUCGGUAAAGGAGGUGAGAAGAUCGACACCUAAGAGCAAGAAAUUGAAGAGUAAGAAGAAAAGUGAGAGUCCUUCUGGUGGAGUAAUUAGGGUUUCUCCGCGGUCGUCGAAACGCAGGCUUCUUUGAUAAUGACUGUUGUUUCCUGCAACCUCUGAACUGUUUUUGUCUUGAUGGAGCUUAUUUGCUGAAAAACAGUAGGGUGGUGAUUGUAAUUUUCAUUUUUCCCUUUUUUUUUCUUCAUUUAUGUUCUGCUAGUAUCAGUACAGUUUCAGUCUUGGGUAGUAUGUUGCUUUCAGCUGACCAAAUUUCCAUGUUUAUUUAGGUAACAAGAUCUGUUCAUGUGGAUGUAAGAUUUCAUUUUCAAUUAUGUUGGAUGAGAAAUUCAGGUUGAUUCGAUUUGCUGA